AUGAUCGCUGGUUCCAUCUACAGACUUAAUAAGUUUUAUGGAUCUAAAAGCAAGAUUGUGUACCGGGUUGCUGAACCAGACGUGACCAUUGCUUUCUCAUCGAAUUAUGUCCUCUCUGAUCUCGAAGACAGUCCGGUUCAGAUUCCUGAAGAUCGGUUCCGCUUUUAUGGAUAUGAAGAAUUUGAAGCGGCAUGUGACCUUAAGGGGGAUCUUUACGAUUAUGUUGGUCACAUGAAACUGGUGAAUGGGCAGACUCUGAAUGAUAGUCUUGUGCUUGAUGAAGUCGAGAUAGCUUCUACAAGGCGAAUUUUGGUUCAUGUUCAAACACAUGAUGGUCAUGUGAUGAAACUCUAUCUAUGGGACAAGGCUGCCACUGACUUUUGUGAGAAGUUUAAGGCGCAUGGAAACACUUCGAGCGUGCUAGCUCUAUCCUCUCUGUCAUCUUCGCGUUUGUUCUUUGACAUGGAUGUUCAACCAACCAGGGAUUAUUUGACUUGGUUGAGCUCAAACUCGGAUGUUGCUAACAGGGUUAGUUCCGAAAUUGUCACCAAGGCUGAGACAGUUACUAUAGGAGAAUUAUUCUCCUACAUCAAGCAAGAAGGGGCAAAGGUUGCUUGGUUUGAGUGCACAGCCACCAUUGAUGUUGUGCAUGGUUCAGCGUGGUAUUAUAUCGCCUGCGGUGGGUGCAAAACUAAGGCAACCAAAGGGCCUACCAUGCUUAUGUGUAAGAAAUGUGGAACGGCUGAAGUUGCUGGUGUUGCACAGUAUCUCACAAAGCUCUCUGUAUAUGAUAACGAUGAUCAAGCGUUUUUUGUGCUUAUCGGUGACGCUGGGCGUGAGUUGACUGGGAAACCAACAUCGGAAUUGGUUGAGAGCUACUUUGAGGCCAAUGAGAACGUAGGAGAUGAUCAUGUAAUCCCGGUGCCACAAGCUCUGAUUGGUACCAAUGGCCAAACUCACAAGUUCAUUGUCAAGGUUUCAAAACAUAAUUUGGAAGGCAAGACCCAAGCUUUGACUGUCACAACGAUGGGUAAUCGUGAGGAUGUUCCUUCCAUUGAGAAUGAGGAAGCUGUAGAUGAAGUGGGGAAACGGGGUUCUGAUGGGAUUGAAUCAGGAGAAGCUAAGCGUGCCAAAUGUGGCUAA
Molecule: messenger RNA, 1143 nt
Organism: Brassica oleracea var. oleracea
Lineage: Eukaryota; Viridiplantae; Streptophyta; Magnoliopsida; Brassicales; Brassicaceae
Exons: 9
Coding region: 1-1143 (380 amino acids)
Biological process (GO): telomere maintenance via telomerase; DNA replication; double-strand break repair via homologous recombination
Cellular component (GO): DNA replication factor A complex; nucleus
Molecular function (GO): damaged DNA binding; single-stranded telomeric DNA binding
Source: RefSeq, a predicted model, not a curated record